Pocillopora meandrina is the source of this 1551-nucleotide messenger RNA. Lineage: Eukaryota; Metazoa; Cnidaria; Anthozoa; Scleractinia; Pocilloporidae. The record is from the annotation of a GenBank genome assembly.
CAGAUUGCCUGUUUUUUCUUUGUGGUUUCCUGUUUGUCUUCGAGCACAGUGCAAGGAACUCCUGUAAACCCAAAAUUCAGAUCGUCGGAGGAUGGACUUUCAAGACAACCAAGAAGCUCGAAUGCCAUGAAUAAACUUUUCGUUGAUCCUACGGCUACACUCAGGGGCAGGUUAUAUUCAAGGACUGGUUAUUUUCUAGAAAUUUUAAAAAAUGGAACUGUGCAGGCCACAAUGAACAAUUCGUCAGAAUACAGUAAGUGAAGUUGUUAAUGUCUCCUUCCUAGCGCACACGUGGGUGUGAUUCCUUUUUCAGUUUGGCCCGAAAAUCCGUGGAGCCUUUUUUUUUUCAGUUUAGUGCGGAGUUUUGGGGCUAUUUUUGUGCCCAGGAAAGUUCUUCCUGAUUUCAAGAAACCUCAGUUUGCAUGAAUGUUCUUAUAAACUUCACUUAGGUGGAGAAUGUACCAACCUGACGGCACCCCCUGACAAAAUUAUGAGGAGGGGUGUCUGUCUUCCAUAUUUACAUUCAUUUUAGAGUAACUUUUCGUCUCCAUGUCACUGAUAUCAUCAUAAUUGCCAGCAUAGAUCGUUUGAGAGAUUGAAAGAAAACUAUUUUGGCUACGUCCUUUAAUUAUUAGCGUGCUAUUUCCAAGUAAUAGGUUUAAAAUUUUUAAUCUCUUUCCGUAUACGAUAUUGCAGUCAGCCAAACUCUAUCCCUGCUCUCCCGUAAAUGAUUCCUGAUAUGCAAAACUUUUAAUGUCUUUUUUUUUUUAUCCUUCAGCCAAACUUGAAAUGCAAAGCUAUAAUAAAACUUUGAAGAGGUUUAAGGGAAUUUUGAGCCAAAAUUUCUUAGCAUGUGAAUUAAGAGGCAGAAAAAGAGGACGAUUUAUAGGGAGAGUAAGUAUCAAGCGUAACAUUCCUUCUCUUUGAUAAUUAUUAGGUCCAAUCAAGAGAAUAUGAUUUCCCAUCAUUUUAUGUCGGCCCAAUCUCGAUUUCUAUUCAGCUUUGAUAUAACGAGUAUCGCAAUAACCACUCGCCAAGUGCAUUUAUGUCCAUUACGUUCUUCACCUGAUUACUGCAUUUUUUAGAUGCAUUUACAUCUUCUGUUUUUAUCUGAUAGUUACUGCAGCUGCUCGUUGGUAAAAAUCUCGCUCUUCCAUACCCCUUGUUUCUUUAAGCUGAAAAGCUUUACCGAGAUGAACAUGCAUCGGAAAUUUUGAACUAGUGGCGUGAGGAAGACUUUUAACCAAGCUGGGAAAGAUUCACUCAUAUCAGUAAAAAUGUGCAAGUGUUAAUAUCGCCAAUAUCGUCAAACCGAAGAAUUCCUUAAUUUUCUUUCUAUACCUCUUUCAGGGGAACCUGAGCAUUGAUUCUUUGUUUGUGGAGCACAUGGAAGAAAACCACUACCUAACAUACAGGCCAUUCAAUAUUAUAAAUAUUUAUAAUAACACGGGCUACCUCGCCAUCAAAAGUAAUGGUAAGUUUAGGAGAGUGGAACGUGCAGAGCCCGGCAUGUAUGCUUCGCAAUUUACUUUUCUACCGUUUGAUGCGUAA